This is a messenger RNA of Pyrenophora tritici-repentis Pt-1C-BFP, 162 nucleotides long. The record is from RefSeq and is a predicted model, not a curated record. NCBI's taxonomy places the organism in Eukaryota, Fungi, Ascomycota, Dothideomycetes, Pleosporales, Pleosporaceae.
AUGGCACCAUACAAGAGCGUCAAGUACCGAUCGUGGUACUCCGAGAUGCACAAGAGUGAGUAUGUCAACGCGGAACUCGACCCGACCGACACAGUCAUAAACACCGACAAACUGAACACUGUCGUCCUCGAUUGGGAGCGGACCGAAGAUGGGCCGAAGUAG